CGAAUCUACAAGCUGAUUGGUCCCUGUAAGAUGACGUCAACACUAAGCGCCCGUCUUGGUUUCUGUUUCGGCUGCAGAGCUAACAGCUGCUCCGGCUGUGUUUUGGUCGGAUUUAGCCUCACAUGUGGAACACUCCGCGGCUCUGGAGGCGAGCUUCAGCUGGAGGAUGCAGAUCAGUCCGGGACUGAUGUCAGUCUGUGCAGAUCAUCACAUAUCAGUUCAGACCUGAAGAUUUGAGGUGGAUUUUAAUAGACUUUAUAAAUUAACUCUAAAUAAUCAAAGCAGCUUUGAUUUCAACUCUUGCCCAACUAUGACUGAAUAGAGUUAUCCUAAUAGGAGGACUACUCACUGAUCUGCAGCUCCAUGUAGGGUCAAAGGUGAGAUCCUCUAAACUUGUGUUGAUGGGGCAGAAGCUGUCCAUCUCAGAAUUGGCCUGCCAGUCAGUUCUGCUGUAGAAUCAGAUCUGAUCCAUGACUGAGUACUACGAGGAGGGGGGGCUGCUGUAUGAGCAAUCACCUCCCAUGCACAUCAAAGUGGAGUCUCCAGAGGGACCCUUUGGAGGGGGAGCCUCCGAGAACGGCUUCCCCCGCGAGGAUGAGGACUCGGAGGGCAGCUGCGACCAGAGCAGCUCCUUACCUGGAGGACUGCCCUUCAACGUGGUGGUGGUGCAUCCGAACAUCAUGGCGCCCGGCAUGUCCUCGGACGACCUGUUGUCUAUGGAACAAAACAGAGCCAUGUCUGCUGCACUGGCUGCAGGUGGAGCAGGAAAGAGGAAGAGCCGUUUCAGCGGAGCAGAGCUGGAGGUGUUAGUGUCGGAGGUCACUCGCUGUGAGGAGGAACUCUUCGGCCCUUGUGGGAGGCUCCGGCGGCGAGAAAGAGAGCGCAUCUGGGCUGGAAUUCUGGAGAGGGUCAACGCUGUGUCCAGAGUCCCACGGACUCUCCGAGAGGUGAAAAAGCGCUGGGACGAUUUAAAGAGGCGCAACGGAGGCAGGCUGGCGGACGCUCGGCACCGCACCUGUUACCUGCCGUCCAGCAGGGGGGCGUCAAUCCUCGGGCGUCCUUCCCAGCCAAGUCCCAGGCUUCAGCACGCCAGACAGAAGCAAAGCUCCAGGCCUAAGCCAAGCUUUCCGUGCUUUCCCGACUCUGAUACAGGUUUGGGAGUGGAGGGGUCAGAGAGGGAUGCUUUGGAGAAAGAUGAGGACAAUCCUGAACGGGAUAGAGAUAUGGGAGACCCGGACUGUGAAGCGGUGGAGAACAGCAUGGAGGACAAACUGGGAUUGGGAUUGGGUUUGGGAAUAGGACCGCCCCCUCCAUCGGAAAGAUGGCUGCCUCCUUCUCCUCUCUACACUGCGCCUUUCCUUAACGGCAGCCCUCAGCCCAGCAGCCCUCAGCCGUCACUGGGAACACAGCAGGGUCCCCUCGAAGCCCCCCCACGCAGCUCCUGGCUUGAAGAUGAACUUCGAGGCCUGGGCGAAGCCGCAAUCCAGCUUGGGAGCCGGAUAGAAAAGAGCCUGCUGGAGUUUGGUGAAGGUUUCAGACAGGACAUGAGGACCCUCGUUGCUUCGCAAGAAGCAUUAGCGGUCAGUCUCCAACAAAACAAUAUCCUCUUGCAAAGGCUUCUGGGAGUCCUGGAGGCCCAGCAGCAGCCGCAGCAGCACCGCGUCCAACAAACGCACCCGCCACAAACCCCUCAGCAGCACUUACAGCCCACCCAGCACGCAGAGCCACAGCAACACCUGGAGAUGCCUCCACAGCCACAACACCAAACACAGCUGCAGCCGCAGCUUCCCAAGCACACCAACAACAUCCCAGCCGGAGAAGAGGCGCCUGCGCCGUCGUCUCCAGAGAUGCACGACUCUUUUCCCCCUGGGCUAACCAUAGACUCUGCUGGAGACGUGCAGAGGCCACGGCGAGGGAAAGCCAUGGAGCACAGGCGCAGAAAACGACGCUGAGGAGAAUGUAUUGAAAGACUGCAACUGAUGUUUUGAAGUGCAAAUGAAGCUACACUUUUUACUGACGGUACUACUUAUAUACAGUUUUAAUCUCCAAAUCUGGGACAAAUCCAGAUGUUGAAUCCAUUUAGUUAUUAACUUUGAGUGCAGGUGGAAUGGAAGCAAGUCAAUGAAGAACACUUAAGUAACGGGUGGCCUUAAUGUUUUAUGGGUGAUUAGAAAACUGCAAAUACUCCUGUGACACACACAGGACUAAUGGCACCUUCAGCAUUCAGUAUCUGGAAACAUAGUAGAGGCAGAUGUGCAAUAAGCAUGUCCUCUCAUAAUAAUUGCAGCAGAACUGUUAAGCUCAGUUAUGCUAACUCGUUCAGUCAUGUCUUACUACUUCUGAUAAUCUAUUGUCAUAAAGUACUUGUAAUCUGCAGUUGUUGCCAUACAUUAGAGUUAAGCAGCUAUUGUAAAUACCUGCUGACGUAUUCUUGUGCUUUUUCAAAAUUUGAUUUUGAAUUAGAUAGUUUUAUGGCACCCCUUGAAGGAAAUACAGGGUGCUAAAUAGCUGAUUGAACCAACUGGCCACGUGGUCACCACGUGUUUUAUUAGUUUCAUGAUCCAACAUUUGCUUGGACCCUAAAGUGUUCGGGAAAGUGCAUUUUCAGGACUAAAGUGUGAUAUUUUUAAAGGGUUUUUAAAGGUUUGGGUGGGGGGGAGAAACACCUUAUGCCUGUAUAUACUUUACUAUAUAUAUUUAUGCUUCAUUUUAAAAGCAUUCAUAAAUAUGGGAGCUGUUGAUAAUCUUGCAUGCAGCAUCAUGGAUGUAAAUAGUUCCAAACAAAGCAGUGUACGGCCAUCGUCUGUGUAGUUUUACACAAGUCAUAUUUUGUAGAUAGCAACUGUUACUGAUGAAAUGUAAGUACAAAUAAAACACAGCCAUGGACUGCAAACAAGAUGAA
Oryzias melastigma (Indian medaka) is the source of this 2902-nucleotide messenger RNA. RefSeq lists its product as uncharacterized. The record is from RefSeq and is a predicted model, not a curated record. The transcript has 4 exons. NCBI's taxonomy places the organism in Eukaryota, Metazoa, Chordata, Actinopteri, Beloniformes, Adrianichthyidae. Bases 471 to 1952 code for a protein of 493 amino acids. Gene Ontology annotation, cellular component: nucleus.